Messenger RNA from Vombatus ursinus (common wombat), 2235 nucleotides. RefSeq names its product kelch domain containing 8A (gene KLHDC8A). NCBI's taxonomy places the organism in Eukaryota, Metazoa, Chordata, Mammalia, Diprotodontia, Vombatidae. The record is from RefSeq and is a predicted model, not a curated record. The transcript has 7 exons. Gene Ontology annotation, molecular function: protein binding. The coding region runs from base 354 to 1439 and encodes 361 amino acids.
UCCGGGGGUCAUGGUAAGUUUCAGCCUUUUUCUGCUGGGACAUUGAGCUGGACCUGCCCCUUUUGUGACUCAGAGAAGCCUAUGGGCUCUUGAAGGUGAGCACUGACAUCAGGGGAGAGAAGGAGACCUGCUCUCAGAACUGGAUACCUGAAUCAUGGGUGAGAAAGAAGAGUUGGAGAAAGGGAAAGGGAGUCUGCUCGGGAGGCUCACUGAACCAGCUGCCCUUGAUUCUACUCCAUUGUCCUACCAGGGCCAGGUGUGGAUGCCUCGAGAUUGAUGGAGCCGUAAGGAAAGCAGCUGCCCCUGCUGCUUCUCAGGAGGUGGCAGGGUAACUACUCCAUAGAGGUGAGGGGAUGGAUGCCCGGACAGUGCCACCCGUGACUGCCAUGGAGGUGCCCAGCAUCAAAGAUUUCCACUGGAAGACCCUGGCCCCACUGCCCAGUCGUCGGGUCUACUCGUCCCUGGUGGAGACUGGAGGACAGGUCUAUGCCAUAGGAGGCUGUGAUGACAAUGGGGUCCCCAUGGACUGCUUUGAGGUCUACUCCCCUGAGGCUGACCAGUGGACUUCCUUGCCCCCCAUGCCCACGGCCCGGGCUGGGGUGGCUGUCAUUGCCUUGGGGAAACGGAUCAUGGUGAUUGGGGGUGUGGGAACCAAUCAGCUGCCCCUGAAGAUUGUGGAGAUGUACAACAUCGAUGAGGGCAAGUGGAAGAAGAGGAGCGUGCUGAGGGAGGCCGCCAUGGGCAUCUCUGUCACUACAAAAGAUUACAGAGUUUACGCAGCAGGAGGAAUGGGGCUGGAUCUUCGCCCCCACAACCACCUACAGCACUAUGACAUGCUCAAGGACAUGUGGGUAUCAUUAGCCCCCAUGCCCACUGCAAGAUAUGCUGCCACUUCCUUUCUCCGAGGUUCCAAGAUCUACGUGCUAGGGGGACGCCAAUCCAAGUAUGCAGUCAAUGCCUUUGAGGUCUUCGACAUUGAAACACGCUCAUGGACCAAGUUUCCCAGCAUCCCCUGCAAACGAGCCUUCUCCAGUUUUGUCCCCAUGGAUGGCUAUCUGUAUAGCCUGGGGGGCCUGCGGCAAGGUCGCCUAUAUCGACAACCCAAGUUCAUGAGGACUAUGGAUGUGUUUGACAUGGAGCAGGGAGGUUGGAUGAAGAUAGAGCGGUCUUCGUUCCUGAAGAAGCGCAGAGCUGACUUUGUAUCAGGCUGCUUAAGAGGGCGAGUCAUAGUGGCUGGAGGCCUGGGGAACCAGCCCACAGUCCUGGAGACAGCAGAGGCCUUCCACCCAGGGAAGAACAAAUGGGAGAGCCUGCCUCCCAUGCCCACUCCCCGCUGUGCCUGCUCCAGCAUCGUCAUCAAAGGCUGCCUCCUCGCAGUGGGAGGCGUCAAUCAGGGAUUGAGCGAUGCUGUGGAAGCCCUGUGUGUCUCAGACUCCUAGCCUCGAGAAUCCCAUUCCUCGGAGAUUCGUUGUUUCUCGGCAGGGUUAAAUGAUUUCAUCAAAGCUGACUUCAGUAUGUGAAAAGUGGGCAAGAUCUCCAGGGGCUCACACUCCUGAAAUCCACCCACCCCCACCCAGCCCUAUCUCCCAAGAGUGUGAAGAUAAGUCACUGGACACAUGUCCAACCGGUCUCAAGCAGGGAAAGUCCCACCCUGAUCUCCAGCUAUUGAAAGGUAGACGGACACCCCCCCUCCCCAUGCCAGCCUAUACUUUCCUAUCAUCUGCCCUUACAGCUGGAGACAGAGUUCAAUGUCUUCUCACAGCCUGAUGUAAUAGGCCGUUGGAGGUCAAUGAGUGCUGGUGAGUAGUGAAUUUGGCCCCUCAGUAAUUUGGGAGACUGCCCUAACUCAGUGAUGGACUAGGACCAGAAUUUGUCUGACAAACGGGGAAAGAGAGAAAGCUACAGCCUCACGCCCAGGCAGGGGCGAGGGGCGGUCAUGCCAGACGAUGAAGGCAAGUAUGGAGGAGACGGAGGAAUCUCCUCCAGCGGCAGUGCUGGGGACUAGCAGAGCCUGAAGAGACCAGCUCUGACAGGCUACAGAACAGGGGCUGUCUAUAUCAAGCCAGGAGCCAGAGUCACAGAGAGGAUGCUGGAUUUGCUGAAACUGUUCAAAGUGCUGACGUUGAGGCUGGUGAUUCCUCGGGCUGUAGCCAUAGUUCCUGGGUCCCUUUGGGCAGAGGCAGCUGACUGAGGGUCCAAGCCUCAAGGGUGGAACUCAUCCCCUCUCCUUGAAAU